AUGGCGGCCGUGCUGCUGAGGGGCUCUGAGCUGAUCGGGGUCCUCGGGCCCAGAGUGCCGCUGAGGCGCUCGCUGUCCCGGCAGCUCGCUUUACAACACGCUCCUUGCCAAUUAAGGAUGGACCUGAAGAGUUCGUGGUCGGAUCUUGAUUCCCAGGAAGCCGGGGAGCCGCACAGUCCAUCGUCUGUGUUAGAAGUUGUUCCUCGCGGGUUAGUUCACAAAGUCCUGAAGACGGCUGCUGAUGCUCGGAAGCUGCCUGUUAGGCUUUGGGGUCUCGCCAGCCGGAGCCCCGAGAGCGGGUGUCCGAGCGUGGAGGUGGUUCCCUGCCCGGAGGUGUUGGCUGGUUUCCCCGCCCGGAGGCAGGGUGGUGGUUCGGGGCGCUGGGCCCGCCGCCCAGCCCGGGGAAGGGGCAGCCCUCCUUCGGGAGAACAUGUGUCCGAUGCACAUGUUGAGAGAAGCUUUCAGGUCGCAUCACUUUCCUGGCACCCUUCCAGACCAAUUCUCGCAGCAGGCUGGGAGACGGGAGAAGUUGUGGUACUUAACAAACAAGAAAAGGAGCACCACGCUGUACCUCCAAAUCAUAAUGCCAAAAUUACAGUCCUAAACUGGAGUACAAAUGGUACCUGCCUUGUGUCUGGUGAUAGGCAUGGUGUCUUGGUUCUAUGGAGAAUGGACCAGCGAGGCAGAGUGCAGGGUCCUGCCCUGCUGAAACAAGAGUGUGGAAAAUGUCUGUCUCACUGUGUCUUUCGACCACCCCCUCCUGGCGAGGACUUUGUACAGCUGGCAAAAGCAGCUGUGGGUGGUGAUGAGAAGGCCUUGGAUAUGUUUAACUGGAGAAAAGCUGGAACGGGAGCACCUCUGAAAAUGGGACUCCAGGAAGGACUGUCCUUCUUUAUCACUUUGACAGAUGGUUCUGUGCAUUAUGUGAGUGAGAAAGGAAAAACAAGGCAUGUAUUGUCCACAGACAGUCUGGUCCAAAAGCUUCUGUUCAUGGAGGAAAGAGAUGUUUUAGUUGUAAUAACAGAGAACCUGCAGUUGUCCUUGCAUGCAAUUACUCUUGAGGGAGAGGCAGAAGAGCUCAUGAAGGUGAAGUUGAGUGGGAAGAUAGGUCAUUCUGCAGACAUCAUUUUAAUAGACCAUAGCCUUGUUGUUACAGCACUAGGCGAGACGGUCAUCAGAUUCUGGGAUUUGGACCGAGAUGAGAACUAUGUGCUCUCCCCAGAUGUGCAAUUUGGCUUUGAGGGAGGAGAAUGUAUUAACUGUGUUUCUUACUGCAGUGCUAAAGGUCUCUUAGCAGCUGGUACUAACAAAGGGAGAAUAGCUAUGUGGAGGAAAGCAGCAGGAUCCGAUCAGAGCAUACGGGCUUUGGAGGGCAAGGAGAAGUGGAAGCUCCAGGCACCUACGGAACUUGAAGGAAAUGUCAUUCAGAUAAAGUGGGGCUCCCGAAAAAAUCUGCUGGCAGUGAACAACAUCAGCUCUGUGGUGAUCCUCAGUGAGCAGGCCAUGUCAUCUCAUUUUCAUCAGCAAGUGGCUGUUGUACAGGUGUCUCCCAACCUGUUUAACGUGACCUUCUUCAGCACAGGAACCACACACAGUCUUCGUGUUGAUAUGAAUGUUAAUGGAGUCUUCGCUACUAAGGAUGCUGUAGUAUUCUGGAAUGGGAAGCAAGUUACUGUCUUUGAGUGUUCAGGAGAUACCUUCAGAAGUGCAGGCUCUUUUCUUUGUGACUCUCCAGUUCUGUCUGUGCAUGGAGAAAAUCUGUACACAGUUGAGCCGUAUCGGGUCCAGGUCCGCACUUGGCAGGGCACAGUUAAACAGCUGCUGGUGUUCUCUGAAGCAGAGGGGAAUCCAUGCCUCUUGGAUGUCUGUGGAAAUUUCCUGGCUGUGGGAACUGAUUUGGCUCAUUUUAAAAUCUUUGAUCUCUCUCGCAGAGAGGCAAAAGUGCACUGCAAUAGCAAGAAUUUCUCUGAGCUGUUUCCUGGCCUUGGAGGCAUUGCAUCUGUCAAGUGCAACGCUAAUGGCAAUAAAGUCAGCAUCCUUGUUAGCAAGGCGGAUGGGAACAUUGAUUCCAAGAUCUGUUUCUAUGAUGUUGAAAUGGACAAAGUUAUGCUCUUUGAUUUCAAGGCUGAACAGGGAAAUGGUAGAGAGAAGCUUUCUUCCGGACAAGGCAUUGACAAUAGGUCUGCUGUGGACUAUCCAGAGUUGCACAGUCACGUCCCUGCUUGCCAUUUCUGGGACCAGAGUGAACCAAGACUUUUUGUAUGUGAAGCAGUUCUUGAAACAGGCCUACAAUAUCCAGACCAGAAGAAAAAACAGACUGAGAGCACAAUGGAUGUUUGGAUUAUAUCAUUCUUCAGUACUGAAGAGCAUGGCCUUUUGCUUCAGGACAGCUUUCCAUUGCCUUCAUCCUACCAGGUUCUUCUGGGCAUAGAGGUGCCACAUUAUUAUUUUGCAAAAAAGCCGGGAGAAGCUGAGAAAGGACAAGCAGAGUCUGGCUCAAUAAAGGUGUCUCAGAUGGUUGCGAGAAGACCCAUGAGAGAUUUCAUUGGAUUAGGAGACUGUGAUAAGACUACCCGGGAUGCCAUGCUGAACUUCAGCUUCUAUCUGACUGCUGGAGACAUGGAUGAGGCCUUCAAAUCCAUCAAGCUGAUAAAAAGUGAGGCUGUCUGGGAGAGCAUGGCUCGCAUGUGUGUGAAGACUCAGAGGCUCGAUGUUGCCAAAAUUUGCCUUGGAAACAUGGGUCACGCAAGAGGAGCCAAGGCGUUGAGGGAGGCUGAACAAGAACCAGAGCAGGAGGCCAGAGUGGCUGUGCUGGCCAUUCAGCUGGGCAUGCUGGAGGAUGCGGAGCGACUGUACAAGGCUUGCAAACGCUACGACCUCCUGAACAAGUUCUAUCAAGCCUCAAACCAGUGGCAGAAAGCCAUCGAAACAGCAGAAGCUCACGAUCGGGUUCACCUACGCACCACGUACUACAACUACGCUAAGCACCUGGAGGCAACCGGAGAGCACAGUCUUGCACUCGCCCACUAUGAGAAGUCAGACACACAUAGGUUCGAGGUACCCCGAAUGCUCUCUGAAGACUUACAAGCCCUGGAGAACUACAUCAACAAGAUGAAAGACAAGAGCCUGUGGAAAUGGUGGGCACAGUAUCUGGAGAGCCAAUCGGAUAUGGAAUCUGCGCUAAAAUACUAUGCACUGGCUCAGGAUUAUUUUUCCCUAGUCCGUGUCCACUGCUUUCAGGGCAACAUUCAGAAGGCUGCUGAAAUAGCAAACGAAACGGGGAAUUGGGCAGCAUCCUAUCACUUGGCCCGCCAGUAUGAGAGUCAGGAUGAAAUCAAGCAGGCUGUACAUUUCUACACCAGGGCCCAGGCAUUUAACAACGCCAUCCGCUUGUGUAAGGAGAACAAUUUAGAUGAUCAGCUGAUGAAUCUGGCUCUUCUGAGCUCUCCGGAAGACAUGAUAGAGGCAGCAUGCUAUUAUGAGGAAAAGGGGGAGCAAAUGGACCGAGCUGUCAUGUUAUACCACAAGGCAGGACAUUUCUCCAAAGCACUGGAGCUAGCCUUUGCCACACAGCAGUUUGGGGCCCUACAGCUAAUUGCUGAAGACCUGGAUGAGCACUCAGACCCAGCUCUGCUAGCCCGCUGUUCUGAUUUUUUUAUUGAACACGCUCAGUAUGAGAAAGCAAUGGAGUUGUUACUAACAGCCAAAAAGUACCGUGAAGCUCUGCAGCUUUGCCUGAAGCAGAACCUGACCAUCACAGAGGAGAUGGCUGAGAAGAUGACGGUCUCUAAAGACUCCAAGGACCUCUCUGAGGAGUCCCGGAGAGAGCUGUUGGAGCAAAUUGCCGAUUGCUGCAUGAGACAAGGCAAUUACCACAUGGCAACCAAGAAAUACACGCAAGCAGGAAACAAGUUAAAGGCGAUGAGGGCACUGCUGAAAUCUGGAGAUACUGAGAAAAUUGUCUUCUUUGCGGGAGUUUCCAGACAGAGAGAGAUUUAUAUCAUGGCAGCCAACUAUCUACAAUCACUGGAUUGGUGCAAGGACCCCGAGAUUAUGAAGAACAUCAUUAGCUUCUACACUAAAGGAAGGGCCCUUGACCUGUUGGCAGGUUUCUAUGAUGCAUGUGCUCAGGUAGAAAUCGAUGAGUAUCAGAACUAUGAGAAAGCACAAGGAGCACUGACAGAAGCAUAUAAGUGCCUUUCAAAAGCAAAGACUAGAAGCCCUCUGGAACAGGAAAGCAAACUAGCACUUUUGCAAAGCAAGAUGACCCUGAUUAAGCGAUUCGUCCACGCUCGGAGAGUUUACUCUGAAGAUCCCAAAGAAGCAGUCAGACAGUGUGAACUUCUCCUAGCUGAACAAGAUUUUGACAACGCCAUCCGUCACGGCGAUGUCUUGGGAUUUCUGGUUGAACAUUACGUACAAGUGGAGGACUUCCACAUGGCUCACCGGUAUCUGGAAGAGAUGCAGAAAAGAGUUCCACCCAUGAACCUGAGCUACUACGUGACUCAGCAGACCAUUGAGGCAGUUCACCGAGGAGUAGGCAUUCCCGUAAGCCGAACCCUGGUUCCAGAGCAAAUUCGCCACAGCAGCGUGGAGAACAAGGAGGUGGAGGAAGAAGUGGCUGACGAGGUGGAGGACCCUUGACAACUUACACUUACCAAACGCAAAGUUGACUUUAAUACUAGGUCAUUUGUUCUGUCCUCAUUAGGGGUCACGUAUCAGUCAACACACUGCUGCAACAAGGCUUUUUGGUUAUUACCAAGAAAUUUAUUCCUCCUGCUUGACUGUACAAGCAACAGUAUUGAAGUUAAUGUAUUAUCUCAAACACUACAUACAAAGAUUCACAUGUAUAUCCUGUAAUGAAGCUGGUUUUAGUAUUUUAAUAAA
This is a messenger RNA of Aptenodytes forsteri (emperor penguin), 4887 nucleotides long. RefSeq names its product intraflagellar transport 140 (gene IFT140). The record is from RefSeq and is a predicted model, not a curated record. Gene Ontology annotation, molecular function: protein binding. Gene Ontology annotation, cellular component: ciliary basal body; axoneme; intraciliary transport particle A. Gene Ontology annotation, biological process: intraciliary retrograde transport. Lineage: Eukaryota; Metazoa; Chordata; Aves; Sphenisciformes; Spheniscidae. The transcript is spliced from 30 exons. Bases 1 to 4644 code for a protein of 1547 amino acids.